Prorocentrum cordatum is the source of this 1820-nucleotide messenger RNA. The record is from the annotation of a GenBank genome assembly. NCBI's taxonomy places the organism in Eukaryota, Dinophyceae, Prorocentrales, Prorocentraceae.
CUCGCCCCUGGCCCUGCGUCUCAUCGCCGUCCUCCUUGUCCCCUUCCCUCCCCUGCGUAUCCACUUUGCGUCGAGCCUCUGGCUCAAGGACUCAAGAGUUGCACCGCCCUUGAAGUGGACGGCGAACCGUGCAGAGGGCGUUGGGGCCUUGCAUCGACUUCAAGCCGGACGGGGGAGAUAUGGAUCAUGAAGAGGCUGUGCAUGCGAUGAUAAGCGACUUGCUGCACCAGGGGGCAGGUAUCAAGAAAAUUCACAGAAUAGUCACGGGCGAUCCCGAAUUGGGACCAGUUGGACUGAAGAAAGUGGAGCGUCUAAUGAAGGAUUUGCGCGCAAAGGCUGCUGAUGUUACUCAGGCCAAGAGCCACGAGACAGAAGCUAGGGAACGACGCGCUGAUGUCGUGCGCCAUUGCCAAGAAGCUUUGGAUAUUGCAAUAAAGCCAAACAGAGGUUUCGGUGGUGGCUUGAUGCAUGUCGAAGCUCCGAGCAUUUCGAUCAAGCUUGCAUCGGGAAGCAUUCGUCCAGGAUUUCGUCAAAUGGACCCUUCCGACCAAUUCGAGAUAGCUUCGGUCACCAAAACGUUCGUCGCUGCCUUACUUCUGCGUGUGAUUGAAUUGAAUAUGUUGCCACUGCAUCCAGGCGUUGAUCCUGCGAACGCUGGUUUGGAGGCUGAGUUGUCAAUGAUCAAUGGUCUCAGCGAGAAGCUUUACUGCAACAUGGUCAUGGAUUCGGAAGGUGUGGACCGGUCUUCGGAGGUAACUCUGCGCAUGCUUCUCAGCCAUCGAAACGGAUUUGUAGACCAUUGGGAUUCUGAGAAGAUUGAGUUUGUAACGGAUGAGAUUUAUGGAGACGAAAACAAGAACAGAUUGUGGAGCGUGCAGGAAACAAUGGACCAGUUGCGGAAACAUAUGAGAAAGGCUGGCGUAACAGGAAAAUGGCGAGGUAAUGAUUUCAGCAAGCUCUGUUCCGGCAAAUGUUAUAAGUAUACGGACUCCGCAUAUGAGAUCAUAGGUCAAGUCAUUGAGGUGGCAACUGGCAUCACUUUGAGAGAAGCAUUCAGGAAGUACAUAUACGAGCGCGUAGGAAUAGAUUACCCCGACAUGUAUCAAACAUGGCGGGAAGGGCCCGAUGAGGGUCUCGAGAAUAGAGAUCGUUGUGGAAAUCCGAGCCUCAGCUACCGGUACGAGCGAGAUUGGCCAACUUGCUUGACUGAGGAUCGCCGGCAGUCAAUCGAGUAUGCGAGUGGUGGUUUCGUCAGUGACACAGCAAGCUUGCACAAGUUCAUUCAGUCCUUGUUCUCGGGAUGCUUCUUCGAUGACCCGAAGUGGCUGAGCGAAAUGCGCACCUUCCUUCCGACGGACUGCGGAGAUAUCAGUUAUGGUCUAGGGUUCAUGCGCAUUCGCAUUGGCAACACGGAUCUGUUGGAGGGGCAUUUGGGCCAUGGAAAUGUUUUCAUGUUCGCACAUGUCGGUAAUCGUGGUGUUGCGAGUGGCGUUUUUCUGGCAGGCACCCUGAAUUUUCAGGACGACGAAGAAACCUGCGAGGUCGGAUACAACGAUGGUUCGAAAGCUUCCGUGUGUGAGGCGGGCCGGGCUUUCGUGCUGAUCCAGAAGAUUUUGAAGAUCCUCCGGAAGGGAAAGUUCGUUGAUUGAUUUGGUUCAGUUGUUGUCUAGGGUGCAAUGUGGGUCUUCGGGGUCAUCAUCCUGCCUAUGUUGUACUCUUGCCGCGCUCGCUCCGCUUCGGCCGUGCACGCUACGCAUCGAAGAAAAACAAGCACUGCCCGCGUUGGCCAUCGCCCCUCGCCCCCCCCCCUUUUCCCCCCC